Anopheles stephensi (Asian malaria mosquito) is the source of this 980-nucleotide messenger RNA. Its product is annotated as lysozyme 2-like. The record is from RefSeq and is a predicted model, not a curated record. The coding region runs from base 190 to 648 and encodes 152 amino acids. The transcript has 2 exons. NCBI's taxonomy places the organism in Eukaryota, Metazoa, Arthropoda, Insecta, Diptera, Culicidae. Gene Ontology annotation, molecular function: lysozyme activity.
AACAUUCCGCAGUAGACUGACGAGGUGCAUUCUGUGAGUUCAGUCAAGCAUCUCACAACAAAUCUACCCCAGUGCAGUAGCUUAUCAACCUCAGCCAACUAUCGCAAGGUCGCAUCUUCAAUCGAACGCGUACAUCAGUCGGCUUGCUAAUCGAAACUGGAACACAUCUCCCAUUCGAACGAUCGAGCAAUGGCGUACUUAUGUUCCAUAAGCUUGUGCCUGCUACUGUUCGCAUCGGCGAUGGUAAAUGGCAUAUUCCUGUCCAAUCUGAACGCCAGCUGUUUUCGCUGCAUCUGUGAAGCUUCUACCGGUUGCAGCACACCAACAACAUGCCGACAGUCGUACUGUGGUCCAUUCUCGAUAUCGCGCGCCUACUGGAUGGAUGCGGGUCGCACCGUGCUGCCCAACGAUGAACCUACCCGCUGGGGUGCAUUCGAAGACUGUGCGAACGAUUACGAGUGUGCGACGGGGAUCGUCACCCAGUACAUGGAGAAGUAUGGCACCGACUGUAAUGGCGACGGGUUGGUGGACUGCGUUGACUACACGAUGCUGCACGUCAAUGGUGGACCGCGCUGUCAUGGAGCACUCGGCGGUACGUUUGCGACCAGAUUCUACCAAUGCAUGCGACAACGUCAACUGCGCUCCUAGUGGUGGACAACUCCCGGAUUCGGAUGGUACGUACCAGUGAUCGAAUGCUGCGAAAACCCCGCUUUCACUACUGUAGCCGUAGUAUGCAUUCAUAGGUUUUGUUUUUUCUCGAUAGCUUGUAUAUAAGUGUAUAGCCGGAAACCUUAUCAGGAGAGGUCCGGUUGGUAUUUGUUUUCCUUUGCAAGCUCAACCAAUAUGUUCAAACAAAGCACAUACGAGUUCACCAUGUGCGCAAACAAAAUAUAGGGUGUAAUAUAUACUAUACUGAGGCAAUUUGAUCACGAUAGCAACGCGAUAAAUGGAAUAAAUGUUAAGUAAUUGCAAUCAAGUAA